Molecule: messenger RNA, 4345 nt
Organism: Protopterus annectens (West African lungfish)
Lineage: Eukaryota; Metazoa; Chordata; Ceratodontiformes; Protopteridae
Product: zinc finger protein 107-like
Exons: 6
Coding region: 228-3476 (1082 amino acids)
Biological process (GO): regulation of transcription by RNA polymerase II
Molecular function (GO): RNA polymerase II cis-regulatory region sequence-specific DNA binding; DNA-binding transcription factor activity; zinc ion binding
Source: RefSeq, a predicted model, not a curated record
UAAUGAAACCAAAAAAAAAAACAAAAUAAAAAAAGGAGACAGUUGCUAUCAACAGCCUGAAGUUUGGAUUUGCAUGUAGCAGUUCAUUUAUUUGUUCUUUUUGCUAGAAACUCCAGUAAUACUGUUUGUGGGCAGCAGUUUUACAUUGUCUGUAGUAACUGGAUUUUGUACAAAACAACAGAACUCUUCUGUCCUAAAUGUAGACAAGAACUUCCAAAGAAAGGCACAUGGUGAAUUUACUCCUGCCUGAUAUGGAUCAGAGCUUCCAGAGACUGAAAUUGCAGUAUAUACAACAUGAAACAAACUGCAGGGAGAAAGAAGGGAUGCAGACUCUGUGUGCUACAAAUGGGAGAACAGAGCAGUGCUGUGGAGAGCACAGACGGAGACUGGAGUUAUUCUGCCAGGAAGAUGAGGCCUUUGUUUGUGUCCUGUGUGUUCCCAGACAUUCCAGACAUAGUUUUGUGUUACUUAAUGAGGUAGCCAGCGUGUAUAAGGACAUGUCAAAAUCAGCCUUAUCAUCCCUGGAGCUCAAAGUCUGUGAUCUUAAAAAUAUGCAAAUCCAGAAUGAGAAGGAACUGAUGGAACUACAUGAGCAUGCUUGCAGUUUGGAACAAUACGUUACACAAGAGUUUGCAAAACUGCACCACUUUCUCAAUGGCAAGGAACGAAAACUAAUCCAACAGCUUAAGACUGAGGAAGCAAAAAUUCGGAAAGCGAUAGAAGAAAGUCUUGAAUGCAUUAAAAACAGUUUUGUGUCUACUCAAGAGACUAUGAGUGACGAUAAUUUAGUGCUCAUAAAACAGGAGCCUGUUGAUUUUCUUACAGCUCCAGAGUCCUUUGAGGAUGUUGCUGUCACUUUCUCAGAAGAAGAGUGGAGGAUGUUAAGAGAACAAGAGAAGGAGCUUCACAGGGAAGUGAUGGUACAGAACUACGAAACCUUGGUAUCAGUAGGAUACAAAAUCCCCCAAGACAACUUGUUAUUGCUACUUAGAGAAGACAAUCUUAAGCUACCAGAUGCUGAUGUGGAAGAGAAAAAUACUACAGAACAGAAGGAUAGUUUUGAAGACGAGCCCAACAGUAUCAGAAUCACAGAGUGCAGAAUGAGUGGCAGUCAAGAACCGUCACAUGUGAGAUCCCGGUUAAAGCACCAUCCAGAGAGCCCGCAGCAGUGCAUUGAAUCUGUGAAAUGCUACAGCAUAGUUCACCUUGCUUCUGUAUUACAGCAUCACUCAAGACAUAACUAUAACAGGAGUUUUGGGUGCAGUAGUGAAACACCCUCAUUGCAUAACUUGAAAGCGAACCUGGAACACUGUGUUCAGCCUGGGAAGGGCUCCAACAAGGAUCAUCUCCCUCCAGUACAACAUCUUCCAUCAGCUCCUAACUGCAACAAGAAUUCUGACUGUGACAUUGGAACCCCCCAGUUACAUCAUCCAACAGAGAACUUACAACAGUGUAUUCAGCCUGUGAAGGGCCCCAACAAGCUUCAUCUUCCUCCAGUACAACAGGUUCCAUCAGCUCCUAACUACAACAAGAAUUGUGACUGUAACAUUGGAACCCCCCAGUUACAUCAUCCAACAGAGAACUUACAACAGUGUAUUCAGCCUGUGAAGGGCCCCAACAAGCUUCAUCUUCCUCCAGUACAACAGGUUCCAUCAGCUCCUAACUACAACAAGAAUUCUGACUGUGGCAUUGGAACCCCCCAGUUACAUCAUCCAACAGAGAACUUACAACAGUGUAUUCAGCCUGUGAAGGGCCCCAACAAGCUUCAUCUUCCUCCAGUACAACAGGUUCCAUCAGUUCCUAACUACAACAAGAAUUCUGACUGUGACAGUGGAACCCCUCAGUUACAUCAUCCAACAGAACACUUACAACAUUGUACUCAGCCUGUGAAGGGCCCCAACAAGCUACAACAGGUUCCAUCAGCUCCUAACUACAACAAGAAUUCUGACUGUGACAGUGGAACCCCUCAGUUACAUCAUCAUCCAAUGGAGAACUUACAACAGUGUACUCAGCCUAUGAAGAGCUGUGACAGACUUCCUGCCCCUUCUGUUCCGCUGCUUCAUUCAGGAAACAAGUGGAGUAAGAGCUUGGAAUGUGCUAUAGGUGUUGCUGCUCAGCAAAGUCUAAUAACGCAUCUGAGAGCUCACACCAGCAACAAAAUAUAUAAAUGUGAUAUAUGCGAGAAGUGUUUUACAUGUCAAAGUAAUUUGUUAUUCCAUCAGCUGAUGCACUCAGGAGAGAAACUGUAUAACUGUACUGAAUGCAGUAAGUCCUUUACAACCCAACAAAGUUUAACACAUCACCAGGACAUUCACAGUGGUGACAAAAAAUAUAAGUGUAGUGAAUGUGGGAAAGGGUUUAUAUAUGAAAGACGCCUGGUACAUCAUCAGGCCACUCACGCAAGGGAGAAACAGUAUCAGUGUACUGAAUGCAAUAAGUGUUUUACACGCAACUCUAAUUUAAUACGUCAUCAAGUCAUUCACACUGGCAAGAAACCUUAUAAAUGUGAUGAAUGCAGCAAGUGUUAUGCUGACAGGAGUGGUUUACUUUGUCACCAAAAGACUCACACAGGGGAAAAGCUAUAUAAGUGUACUGAUUGUAGUAAAUGCUUUACAUUGCUUUAUAAACUUAAAACUCACCAACGAAUUCACACAGGUGAAAAACCAUAUAAAUGUACUGAGUGUAGUAAGAGCUUUACAUUGUCAUAUAGUCUUAGAAUUCAUGAACGAGUUCACACUGGUGAAAAACCAUAUAAAUGUACUGACUGUGGUAAGAACUUUAGAGUAUAUAGUACCCUUAAAACGCACCACCGAAUUCAUACAGGGGAAAAACCAUAUAAAUGCACUGACUGUGAUAAGAGCUUUGCACAGCAUUAUGCACUUACAGUUCACCAACAAAGUCACUCUGGGGAAAAACCGUAUAAAUGCACUGAUUGUGGUAAGAGCUUUGCAUUGCAUUAUGCACUUAGAGCUCACCAACGAAUUCACAAAGGGGAAAAAACAUAUAAAUGUACUGAUUGUAGUAAGAGCUUUGCACUGCCAUAUACACUUAGAACUCAUCAAAAAAUUCACACAGGGGAGAAAACAUAUAAAUGUUCUGAAUGUGGUGAGUGUUUUUUACGGCAAGUGAGCCUACAAGUGCAUCAAGCCAAACAUACAGGAGAGAGAGCACAUAAGUGUACAGAAUGCAGUAAGUGCUUUGUAUUUCGCAGUCAACUGAUACGACACCAAACUGUGCAUACAGGGGCGAAGCCUUAUAAAUGCACUGAAUGCAAUAAGUGUUUUUCACAGAACAUUCAUUUGACAAACCACAAAACCAUUCACACAGGGGAGAAGCCAUUCGUGUGUGUUGAAUGUAAUAAAUGCUUUUCGCGUAAUAGUAGCCUGGUACGACAUCAGACCAUUCACACAGGGGUAAGAAAUCGAAAAGAAAAGGAGAGUAGUAUUGCUGGAACUGAAUUCACCCUCCGGUCUUGAUGAGUACCUUUGUGUGGUGGACCCUCUUCUCUCAAAAUCUCACCAAGAAGACACUGAGAUGUAUCUUCUGUGUUUUAUAUAACGUAUCAUGGAGAGAAGUAGGUUAAAAAAUAAAAGACUACUAAAUACACAGAUCACAGGAUAAAAAAGUGCCCAUUCCUGGUGUACACAUUCGUGCCAGAAUUGGAAAAAAUGACAGUGUAGAAUCCUUAAGACACAGAAACUUUACUACAACAGGGUUAGGCUAGGCUCAGGAGGAUGAUAGCGCCCUGUUGUAGAAUGAGGUAGUAGUCCAUAAAACUGGUAGGUCAGAAAAGAGCCACAAAUAUGAUGAGGUGGACUAUUGAGGUUAAGGAAGAAAUUAUAUAUUAUUAUUAUUGUUAUGCAAGAAGCCCAGAUUUUCCAGGUAGAAAAGUUUCAGAAAGUUUAAGAAAGAAAUUAGAGGAAAGAAAAAUACUUGCCCGAGAAAAAACGUCAAAAGCUUUAAAUGCAAAAUUUGUUCAUUAAUACAACAGACACUCACAAAACAUUACAUAGAUUAAGUAACUUUGCAGUGCCUGAAAAAUGAAGCAGCAGUGAAGGUGCAAAAAUAUAAAGAACAACAUUCAGAGAUUUUUGAAAGGUAUGAAAAGGAAACAUGGACAUGGGAAAGAAAUAAAAAAGGUUUGAUAUGCAAUGUUUAGGCAAAAGUGAAAGACAAACUAAUCAAAAAAAAAACAAUUUCAAAGAUAUUUGAAGAAAAAUGCAGGCAAAAUCACCCAGAUAUGGAAAAUUUCACAAUACAAAAAAAAAAUAAGAAAACAAAGGGGGAAUAUGGAACAGAGGGUUAGUAAGGAAGACGUUAUGCAAAUAGAAACUGAUCUUAUGGA